CAGAGCCGCCCGAGUCUUUCAGUUCCCUGUUCCGAAGGAUGCCUCUACUCACCCUGGCUUCUCCACCCGCUCGUGUCCUGCUCAACUUCACAAACAUAGAGAUGUGUGCCCGUGAGUGUGUGCGCCAGUCUGACUUUGACUGUCAGUCCUUCGACGUGGACAACCAGAGGCGAGUGUGUGCUCUGUACAACGCCACGCACGAUGAUGGGAGGGCUUUUCUCCAAGAGUCGGAGCAUGUUGACCAUUACAGAACCGCCUUUGAGAAGCUCUUCCAUCGUCUGCCCAACCAUGUUCUGACUGUCAAACACAAGCGCAAGAUCCCGGACAUCAGCGCUGAACAGUGCGCGCGCAGGUGUGUCUUCGAGCAGAACUUCCGGUGCGCAGGUUUCGACUACGAGCCCGGCUACGCCAACUGCUGGCUCACUGACCUCACCGUGGCGCAAAGUGCAGGGGUCAAGUUCCACUCGGGGGCCGACUUCUACGAAAGAGAUUUUGGUGGAGCCCUGUCCAAUUUCAUCAGCUAUGGAUCUGGAUCUCUGCCAUAUGUGGACGACCGUCCCAUCUACAGCAAGACAAUGUACGGUCUGGACUUGGGGGCUUGUGCUCAGGUAAGCUCACCGCAUCUAUAAUUUAUUGCAUAUAACCUGUUUGACUGUUCUAGGCACAGAAAGCGAUCUUU
Aplysia californica (California sea hare) is the source of this 679-nucleotide messenger RNA. RefSeq lists its product as uncharacterized. The coding region runs from base 39 to 629 and encodes 196 amino acids. The record is from RefSeq and is a predicted model, not a curated record. The transcript has 3 exons. Lineage: Eukaryota; Metazoa; Mollusca; Gastropoda; Aplysiida; Aplysiidae.